This is a messenger RNA of Meloidogyne enterolobii, 1353 nucleotides long. NCBI's taxonomy places the organism in Eukaryota, Metazoa, Nematoda, Chromadorea, Rhabditida, Meloidogynidae. The record is from the annotation of a GenBank genome assembly.
AUGAUUAUUCCAUUUGUUUUUGAACUUCGUACAGCUAUUGAUUGGACAUGGACAGAUACCUCAAUGCCUAUUUUUGACUUUUUUAAUAUGGAAAAUUUUUAUGCUGUUGUUUACAAUUUAAAAUGUGCUCGUAAAUUUGAAGAAGCAUUUCCUGCACCUCGAGGAGAACCUAAAGGGACUGUCAUUAAGUAUUUAAUGGGCUUACCAUUAAUUUUAAUAAUGAUUUUACUUGUUUGGUCACCAAUUAUUGCGUUUGCAUUAAUCAACACAAUUGGGAAUAUUUCUCCUCCAGAGAGUGCAAUAAUGACUGUCAGCCUUGAAGGAUUUCCUCCACUUUAUAAAAUGGAAGCAAAAGGUUUAGGAUUAAUGGCAAUAACACAGCAAGAAUAUAAUAUAUUAAUUAGUAAUUUUUCUGAUAUAAAUGGAAGAGAAUCAGAAUUAAAUACUGAUGUUGUUGAUAGAACAAGAAAAGCAUCUGCUUAUAUUACACAAUAUACAGCUAAAGAUAUUCUGAAAGUCAAAUUCCGUCCAGAAUCAGAAACUUUUUGGCAAAUUUCACCAGUCUCUUUAAUUGCCUUUCGUGACUUUUUACAAAACAACAAUACUGGAAAUUUAGAAUUAUCUUUUAAUUUUGAAUUUAAAAGACCACAAGAAGGAAAGAAAGAACCACAAAUUCAUAGUUUUACACAAAAGGCAAAAAUACAUGGAAGGGAAUUGUUGGAUGCUAUUGAUAAUCGUUCACAUUGGUUUCAAGUUUUAAAUGCUCUACCAACAUAUUUAGUAAUUCCUAGUGAGGGUGAAGUUCAAAUUGCAAAAUUAUUACAACGAGCUGCUGAACGUAGAAUUAAUUCUGAUUCACCUUCAAAUAUUACAAGAACAUUUAAUCAUUGGAAAAUGAGGCUGGUUGAGACUCCGACUUCCAACUCAACUUACUGGCUAAGUCAAAUGGAAUUUAAUGAAAAUAUUACAAAACUUACAGCAAUACCUUCCCCAGAAUUAAUUGAAUAUGGAUCGAGAGAUUUAAAUUAUACUGAAUUCUUGGCUUUAGUUGAUAGAGUUUUUCCUUCUUGGUUAAAUAGUUAUGUGCAGGGAGGUAUUAUUUUAAUGUAUGCCGGUAUUGUUCUCUUUGUUGGCCGUUUAAUUCGCGGAUUUGUUUCUUCACAACCUUUGGAUGUAAUUAUCAAUGAAAUUCCAAAUCCUGAUCAUUUAUUAAAAAUUUGUCUCGAUAUUUAUUUGGUCAGGGAAGCUAGGGAUUUUGUUUUGGAGCAGGAUUUAUUUGCAAAAUUAAUUUUCUUGUUCCGGUCACCUCAAACUUUGAUUAGAUGGACAAGAUACAAAACAAAACCCGAGUGA